Messenger RNA from Dreissena polymorpha, 813 nucleotides. RefSeq lists its product as uncharacterized. Lineage: Eukaryota; Metazoa; Mollusca; Bivalvia; Myida; Dreissenidae. The record is from RefSeq and is a predicted model, not a curated record. Gene Ontology annotation, cellular component: plasma membrane. Bases 1 to 813 code for a protein of 270 amino acids. Gene Ontology annotation, biological process: G protein-coupled receptor signaling pathway. Gene Ontology annotation, molecular function: G protein-coupled receptor activity. The transcript is spliced from 3 exons.
AUGGGCUCAUACAUCGGAGAGUUGCCGGUCGGUUACUAUGGGAACACGAGGGUGUUGCUCUGGAGGGUGAUCCCGCCAAUUCUCAUUACCGUUGGAACGAUCGGAAAUACGACCUCUAUCAACCAUCUCUCCUCGUGGCUGAUCGUGGCUAUCACGGUCGAGAGAACAGCUUGCGUACUCUUCCCGCAUAAAGUGAGACUGGGCUGUUCCCCACGAAAUGCUGGGCUGAUCAUCGUCGCUAUUGUGCUAGCCGUGUUUGGAAUUAAUAUCAUAGCUCCCGUGAUAAUUGGUGUGCAUGAAAACAACGGUUCGAAGUAUUGCGGUCCCUCCAAGGUUAACUCCGAAUUAUUGCAUUUGGUUUACCUAUGGAUCGACAGUACGUUGUCUUUCGGCGCGCCGUUCCCGCUGCUGCUCACUGGCAUCGUCAUCAUCGUAGUGCAGCUCGCGCGCUUCCGUUCAAGACUUCAGCGGAUGAGCAUUUCAGGUCAGGCGCGCGACACGCGUCCAUUGUCGAUGCUAAUAAUUGCAUUGUGCGUGAUGUUCUUCCUCACAAUGACACCGCGCGCCGUCAUUUUCGUGUACAACAGGUACCGAAUAGACACGAUUUUGGCGCUUUGGGCAUUGGAUCCGUACACGGCCUUGUACGAAUACCAGUAUCUGUGGUUCCUUUCAAACGUUUUCGAGCUGGUAAGCUACUUCAAUAACACCUUCAACUUUGUCUUCUACGUGUUCAGCGGCUCAAAGCUCCGGACAGAGCUGCAGAGCGUGCUUUGUAGUUCGGCAACACAAUUCAACAGCCUCUUGGGAAGCUAG